AUGGGAUGCAUAUCCACCUUGAGAAACAUAGCCAUCGGCGUAAGUUCCGUCGUAAGUGGUCACAGACUUGUUACAGUAUUGUUCGUUGUCAUCUUCACAACGUCUGCAGCUCAAACAAGAGAAAGCUUGUGCACCCAAACCAACUCUGUCACCAACCUUGUGAUGAGUGACCUUUGGUCCAACGUGAACAACCUUACCAAUGAUCUCAUGUCCAACAAUUUGUGGGAGCUUGAUCUCACCCCAACCUUCGCCACCCAUGGCAGUCAUGAUGUCGGAUCCACAAAGGCCGCAACACUCAAUUUCAAUGUCAAUGUCAUGGUCGUCCAACUUCUUUGGCUUAAAGGUGAUGUACUUUGGCUUGUUCCAAUCUUUGGUGUCAAGCACAGCAAAACCAGCGAAUUCUUCAGGGUAUUUCACAGCAGCACUCAUUUUCAAUGA
Molecule: messenger RNA, 438 nt
Organism: Ogataea philodendri
Lineage: Eukaryota; Fungi; Ascomycota; Pichiomycetes; Pichiales; Pichiaceae
Exons: 1
Coding region: 1-438 (145 amino acids)
Source: RefSeq, a predicted model, not a curated record